This is a messenger RNA of Zerene cesonia (dogface butterfly), 1555 nucleotides long. RefSeq names its product ovochymase-2-like. Lineage: Eukaryota; Metazoa; Arthropoda; Insecta; Lepidoptera; Pieridae. Gene Ontology annotation, biological process: proteolysis. The coding region runs from base 160 to 1539 and encodes 459 amino acids. The transcript has 6 exons. The record is from RefSeq and is a predicted model, not a curated record. Gene Ontology annotation, molecular function: serine-type endopeptidase activity.
CACUACCACCACGAAACUCCCAAGGUGAGGUCAUCGCAUGAAUAACUUUCAACCUUAACACAUUUGCAAUAAGCACCACACGCUCUUCAGAUCGCGCAGUCUUCGCGUUCGUUAUUUACAUUAUAUCAUGCACUAAGCACUGACGUUUCAAAAGUGAAUAUGAAAUUGUUAAUUUUAAUAAGCAUUGUGUCUGUGGUGAGCUGUGAAUGCGACAGUUACGCGUCAUGCUUAGAUUCAUUUGUUAAUAACUUCUUCAAGAAUGUUAAUUCUUUCGAGCCAAGCGAAGUAGAGGAAGAUACACGGGAUUUCGUAGAUUUUGGAAGAGAUAACAUAAACAAAAUACUGUCUGGUGUGUCUGGAUUUCUACACGAUGAAAUAAACGGCUCAUUGGAUUUAGAUGCAGAAUAUCACUCGCUAACUAAUAAGAACGGUACGAAAAUAUUUGUUAAAACGUUCGUGAUCAAUGAUGGACCUAACUUCGACUUGCAAGAUGAAAUUUUCGAUGAAACGUAUACAGAUCUUGCAGAUUCUUAUAUAGAUAAGGAGUCACAAAUAAUAAAAAAUGUUGACAGUACAGAAUCAACUCACACAGAUGAAAAUUCGGUAGCAACGGAAAAUAUACCUAUUAAAAACAAUAACAGUUCCACAACAGAACGAAUUACGCAUUCAGAUAAAAACAUAGAAGAAAAUGAAAUCCCAGAUGAAGAUUAUAACAUUGACGAUAAUUCUACAGACUAUUCAAACAUAGAUUAUAUUGAAUUGUAUAAAGAUACGACUAACGAAGACAUCGGAUACACUACAGAAGCCCAGAUUAAAGACACAGUAGACAAUGUUAAAAUAAAAUCACACGCCUCCGACAAUAGAAAUAAAACAUAUUACCACUCAGACUCCUGUCCAGGCGGAACGAGUGAUGACGUCACAACCGUGUACUCCUGGAUAGCCGCCAUCUUUGUUAAAAAUGGCGCGGAUCAGUUCCAGUACUAUUGUGAUGGCGCUAUACUCUCUCCGAACGUUAUAAUAACAGCUGCAAGUUGUGUUAACUCCACCAGCGCUGAGGACAUCAUCGUAAUACUGGGGAAGACAUCGCUGCAACUGAUACAGGAUUCGGAAAAGAUGACUAAGAUAAAAGAAGUGAUUAAACAUCAGAACUUCUCAAACACGAGCGACGAUCUAGCGAUUCUGAAGACGGAAGAUGCGAUCGAAAUAUCAGACACGAUAUCCAUUGCUUGUUUGGACGACGGUGAUACAUACACUGAUGCUCUGACGACCGGAUGGGCGAUUACUGGCAACUUAACAACUAUUGGUUUUUAUAAAGAGAUGAGUGAAGAAUGUUCCACAACAAGCAGUGUUUGCGGAGUUUAUAGAAAUGAUAUAACCCAUUGUCCCAGUUUUGGGGGUAUAUUCGCCGCGAAACGCAACGGGUGGUACCUCAGAGGUAUACGGAGUACCGAGGUCGAAGAUCGUGCUAUGUGCAUACAUGCCCCUGUCCAUUUUACGCCUUUGUACGCUUAUAUUGAUUGGAUAAAAGAAUAUUUGUAAUAAAUAGUUUAUUUUC